AUGGAAGGAAGGACCCUGAUGGGAAGGCCUACCAAUCACGGCAUACACACGAGCAUAACCAUGGUAGACGUUAUGCAUGGAGGAGAACGUCACCAUCCGAACAAAAAAUAUUGCACGUUCUCUCACUUUCUCCCCACAACUAUCUACAUCUGCCUAGGAGAUAAUCUAGUUCUUGAUGCGCUUCAAGAUAUGGAGAUCCAGAAUGGGGACGGUGACAACUUGAUGGGAUGUGAUGAUCUCUUUGACGAGGAGCUAUUGGAAUUGAAGGUGGAAGCAAAGCAGGCUACAAAGGGCGAGGAAGCCAAGGCCUAG
Eruca vesicaria subsp. sativa (arugula) is the source of this 312-nucleotide messenger RNA. Lineage: Eukaryota; Viridiplantae; Streptophyta; Magnoliopsida; Brassicales; Brassicaceae. The record is from the annotation of a GenBank genome assembly.